Molecule: messenger RNA, 2759 nt
Organism: Anopheles nili
Lineage: Eukaryota; Metazoa; Arthropoda; Insecta; Diptera; Culicidae
Gene: FucT6
Product: alpha-(1,6)-fucosyltransferase
Exons: 3
Coding region: 1-1740 (579 amino acids)
Biological process (GO): protein N-linked glycosylation
Cellular component (GO): Golgi cisterna membrane
Molecular function (GO): protein binding; glycoprotein 6-alpha-L-fucosyltransferase activity
Source: RefSeq, a predicted model, not a curated record
AUGAUUAUCCGGCAGCUAAUGGGGCUGAAACCGUGGGCCCGUGUGCUAGUGCCCUUCCUGUUCGUGUGGGUUCUAUUUGUGCUAAUAUUCUACUCGAAGCUGAAUACCACUGCGGCCGGCAGCUCGAUCGGUGAAGACGAUGAUUCGCUCAAGCGGCUCGAUAAGGCAGUCCAGCAACUAGAACACUCGAAACAGAUAGACCACGAACUGCGAAUGUUGGUCGACGAGUAUUUGGCCGAAGCCGGGGCGUCGGCGGAUCGGAAGCAACACUUCAUUGACGAGCUAGGUAACAAACUCGACCAAGACGGGUUUGCGUUAGGGCGCCCGCGAAGCAGUCCGUCACUCGAGUACGAACAGCUCCGGAGGCGUGUCAAAACGAACACAGAGGAGCUGUGGAACUUUCUGCAAUCUGAAGUGACGAAGGUGCAGAAACAGGCGCAACGUUCUGCGCCGGAGCUGGUGAAACCUCUGAACGCAUUCCUCUCCCUGGCAGUGGAACACAAACGAUCCCUUCUGACCGAUAUUGAGCGGACGCGUGUUGCCGAUGGCUACGAGGGCUGGCGCCAUCGAGAAGCGGCCGAUCUUAGCGAGCUGGUUCAGAAGCGUCUGACACACCUCCAAAACCCGGAGAAUUGCUCCACGGCACGGAAGUUGCUCUGCCGACUGAACAAAGGCUGCGGUUACGGUUGCCAGCUGCAUCAUGUCGUGUAUUGCUUCAUUAUGGCGUACGCGACUGAGCGCACGCUGAUACUGAAAUCGAAGGGUUGGCGUUACCACAAAGCCGGCUGGGAGGAGGUCUUCCAACCGAUCUCGGACACGUGUGUGGACUCGAACGGCGCAUCUCAUGCCAGCUGGCCGGGACAGGCAAACACCCAGGUUCUCACUCUGCCCAUCAUCGACUCUUUGAACCCGCGGCCCCCGUAUCUGCCCCUGGCGAUUCCGGCGGAUUUGGCCCCGCGCUUGAUGAAGCUACACGGUGAUCCCAUCGUGUGGUGGAUCGGACAGUUUCUCAAGUACCUACUGAAGCCGACCGGUGAAACGAGGCAAAUGCUAGAAAAUGGCAUCGAGCGGCUCGGUUUUAAAAAACCAAUUGUUGGAGUGCAUGUACGACGCACGGACAAAGUAGGCACCGAAGCAGCGUUUCACGGUAUAGACGAGUACAUGACUGCCGUAGAUGACUAUUAUAAUCAGCUUGAACUGACUGAAAAAGUUGACAAACGGCGCGUGUUUGUAGCAAGUGAUGACCCGAAGGUAAUUGAAGAAACGAAAAACAAAUAUCCUCACUACGAGGUGGUCGGUGAUGCAAACGUGGCCAAAAUGGCAGCCGUCUCUACGCGGUACACUGAUUCGUCGCUGAAUGGAAUCAUCCUGGACAUACACCUGCUCUCUCUGAGUGACUAUCUCGUGUGCACAUUUAGCUCACAGGUGUGUCGUGUAGCUUACGAAAUCAUGCAGAGCAUGUACCCGGACGCGUCAGGACGAUUCCGCUCGUUGGAUGACAUCUACUAUUACGGCGGGCAGAACUCGCACAAUCGCGAGGUCGUUCUGCCGCACGAUCCGAAGAGUCACGAUGAAAUUCAGCUUCGACCGGGCGACUUAGUCGGUGUCGCCGGCAACCACUGGAACGGAUAUUCGAAAGGAAAAAACAUCCGCACCAAUCAGGUUGGUCUGUUUCCGUCGUUCAAGGUGAACGAUAGAAUCGAAAUUGUGGAACUGCCCACAUACCCCGAUGUUAAGUAGUCCUUCCGAAACGAAGGACGAAGGCUGAUAGUGAGAGAACUGUAACGAAGGAUCCUAUUUGCGUUGUGUGUCCGUGGUCAAUGUGUGCAUGUGAAUGUGUGCGUAUGUGCGUUUGCGACUUGAUUUGGAAGAUUCGGAAUGAAUGGGUGAUUUAUUGUUUCGAUCAGCAGAAAUCCGUUUCUAUCUGUUAAUGUUGGAAACGGUUCCUCUGGGAUCGAUGGAACGAAAGUUGCUUUUGUUGUGUGAUACUGAAACUAUUGAAUUUGUAGAUCAAUUGCCUGUUUUCCUUUCAUUCUUAUUUUAUUAGUCGUCUCGGUGACCUACUAAAGUAAUUGAUUUUAAGUUCAACGAUAACCAGUGGGUGAGUUUCCAAUUUCCACGUUCAUAGGAAUUUUAAGCUCUUUACCAAGAGAACACGAGUCAAUAAGAACAAACAUAAAAACAAAUUGCAUAUGGACACAUACAAAUUGAACAAAAGUACUUGAUAUUGGAAAAAAAUAAAUUCCUUUUGCUCACUGCAUGCCUCACAUCGGUUAAGUACGCUUUGUCAGCUGGGCUAAAUUCAUAUGUUUCGUUCGCGUGUAGCCCUACAUAAAUGAUAGUUAACGGAUAAAAAGAGUGUAUUAAAAAGAAAUUAUCGAACAAAAUCUGCAAUUCCACGAGAUAUGAGACAAAACAAAUAAAACAAAUAGAAUAAGCGUAAUCAGGAACGAAAUACAAAUCAAAGGAAUUUUUUAUAGACGAACCUAGGAAGGAUAGCGAAGGGGUGAUUUGAAAAUGCAACUAAAAUCGUGCUGAAGCGUUAAUAAUUAUAAUUCAAGCAAAACCGCUGGAUUACGUACAUCCGCCGAAAGGUCAGUAAUUGCUGUAAACAGUCCAUAAAUCAAGUAAAAACAUGCCAAUGCCCUCAACGUGAACACCGAUUGAAAGUAUGAUAAGCAAUGUCUACUUCACUGAAUAAGAAAGUAGGUUUAUUUAUGGUAAAAAGAAAUAAACUGUGUUUUGCCAAGCAAAAUUAA